AUGAAUCCGUACUUGAGUUGGGCGAUUCUGCUCCUUGCUGCGGGCGGACUCGGCUACUACUACAAGAAUGGCUCGACAACCAAGUCAAGAGCUGCCUUCCUGAAGCCGAGUGAGAGGCAAAACACUGCCUCGCCAGGGAGCAAAAAGGGAAAACAGCAGCGCAACAAGCCACGCAAGAAUCCGCAGCAGGAAAUCAACAGCAACUCUAGCGAGGGUAGCAACAGUGCCGCUGCACCGGUAGCCGUACCUAAAGCCGAGAAGGAGCACAAGGUCGUCGAUGCCGAAGAGCCGGUUUCCACCAGCAAUGGGGGAAUGGACGACAACUACGAAUUCGCCAAACAGUUCUCCAAGGCGAUGAGCGGCACUCCUCUAGCUGCCAAAUCUAAGACUGGCACCAGUACAAGAACAAAGAAGCAGCCCAAGCAGCAGCAGCAAGAACAACUACAACCUCUCCCAAACGCCAAUGGAGAUAUGCACGCCAACCAUGUCUCUACUGCUACCUCCUCUACCGCCGGCGCAGAUGCGGACGACGACAUGUCUCCCAUCAACUCACCCCGCAUCAAACCUGCUGGCGAUGUCAGCGACAUGCUCGAGGAGCCUGCUCCCGCUGCAUCCGUCCUCCGCCUUACGGGAGACGUCGAAGGCGCCCAGAACGGCAAGAAAAAGAAACAAAGCGCCUUCAAGUCGGUAGAGACGAAGAAGCAGCGCCAGGCCCGCCGUAAGCGCGAGGAGAAGAACGAGAUGGUCAAAGAGGCAGAGAAGGCCAGACGCGCAAUGGUCGAGAACCAGAUGCACACGGCCAGAGAAUACGAGAGACAGCAGGCCAAGUCAGCGGCACCCUCACCACCCACAAAUGCUUGGGCAACAUCGCCCUCCACGCUCGCACACACCACCGGCGGCGGCAGCAACGGUGCCAGCAACACCAAGCCGUCUGCCAUGCCACUGCUCGACACCUUUGAGCCCUCGCAACCAACCUCCAAGCAGACGGGCGAGAAAAAGCCAUGGACGAAAGACCUUCCGUCGGAAGAGGAGCAGAUGAGGAUGCUCAACACGCUGAGCAGCGAGAACGAGUGGACGACCGUCUCGAACCGUAAGAAGGAGAAGCGCGGCAAGGGUAACGCCGAGUCGAUGAGCGAAGCCAGCAGCUCGGAGGUACACGGCAACCCCGUUGAGGCCUCGUGGUAG
Messenger RNA from Microsporum canis CBS 113480, 1185 nucleotides. RefSeq lists its product as hypothetical. The record is from RefSeq and is a predicted model, not a curated record. The transcript has a single exon. The coding region runs from base 1 to 1185 and encodes 394 amino acids. Lineage: Eukaryota; Fungi; Ascomycota; Eurotiomycetes; Onygenales; Arthrodermataceae.